AGGGAGAGGUCAUAACAACGAGGACAGGAAGAAGAAAAAGGGAAGAAACUAAGAGAUGCGCUGAGAGGCCAGCAAUAUUUUUUGUGCCACUGGAUCUCCUGGACUACUUUUCCACCCUGCCGGACUCUUUCUGUGCAAGUAAACCUCUCAUAGCUGGACACCAAGCACCUGCCUCGCCUAUUUGUUUGCACCUGUGCAAACCUCUGCAGUUAAACCGAACGGAGUGCAUCAGUGCACACAGACAGAUGAUGGGAGCCCUUCACCUCUCUCUUGCGCUCUGCUUUAUCCUCUCACCUCCCGUACGAUGCCAGUGGUGGAGUUUGCUGUGGGCGAACCCUAGAACCACCUCUUCUCCUCCCUCCACUGCUACUUCUGUCACCUCCAUCACAUCCUCAGGCCCUACUGACUCCCUGCAGACAGGGACAGAGUGGAUGGGAGAGGACAGGGUGACGGAGGAAGCUGUGGAGGGCACAGAAGGGUCUGUGCUGGCUCCUACUACACCAGGCUCAGGAGUGUCAGUCCCUGGUUACAGUACUGUAGAACCUGACAUCAUACCUCCAGAGGACAAUACAGGUGGAGGCAGCAAAAGCAGGUCCCAGUACAAACCACUGAAACACUGGAAGAGUGAGCGAGGCUCAGGAAGUCAUCUCGACCUGACAGAGUUAAUUGGCGUACCCCUGCCUCCUUCAGUCUCCUUCACUCCUGGCUAUGAGGGUUUUCCAGCCUACAACUUCGGGCCUGAAGCCAACAUCGGCCGACUCACCAAAACCUUUGUGCCAGGGUCAUUCUACCGCGACUUUGCUAUCAUUGCCACGGUGCGUCCAGCUAACCAGAGAGGUGGUGUGCUCUUCGCCAUCACAGAUGCCCGUCAGAAGGUGGUGGAGCUGGGUUUGGCCCUCACUCCAGUUCGUGGAGGACUCCAGAGCAUCUUAUUGUACUACACUGACAAAGAGCAGGCCUCCCACAGCCACAAAGCUGCAGCCUUUAGUGUGCCAGAUAUGACUGACCAGUGGGCACGAUUUACAGUGGUGGUGGAGCAUGACGAGGUGCGUCUCUACAUGGACUGUGGAGAGGCUGAACGGACGACGUUCCAUCGGAGGCCAGAAAAGCUCAGCUUCUCACAGAACUCAGGCAUCUUUGUAGCCAAUGCAGGAAGCACGGGGCUGGACAAGUUUGUGGGUUCUAUUCAGCAGCUGGUCAUAAAAGAUGACCCCAGAGCAGCCGAGGAGCAGUGUGAAGACGACGAUCCUUAUGCCUCUGGUUACGCCAGUGGAGAUGAUGCUCUGGAUGACAGAGAGACAGAAGAAGACACCAUGAAGAUCACACAGGGGAGAAAACAGGGGGAGGACAGUGUUCCCGUUAGAGCUCCACCCACUGAGGUUCCAGAGGUGGAGCUUGAGGAAUAUUCUGGUCGCGUGACUCCAACGGUCGCCAAUGAAGAACUGCUAGUCAGAUUGCCACAGCGGACUGAAGAGCCAGGAGAGCGAUCCAGAGAUGCUCAUGUCAAGCCGGGGUUAAAAGGAGAACGUGGCGAUCCCGGACCACCUGGCCCACCCGGUCCCCCAGGCCCUACCCUUGCACCUGGGGAGGCUCAGCUCGGACCAUUUGGGCCACAGGGACCACCAGGAACCCCUGGAUCUCCUGGACAACCAGGGAGAGAUGGACAGAAGGGAAGCAAGGGUGAAAAGGGAGAUCCAGGUCAGAGAGGAUCUCAAGGAUUCCCAGGUUUGAAUGGAGAAGUUGGAGUUAAAGGAGAAAAGGGAGACCCAGGAGUUGGUUCACCAGGACCUCCUGGCCUCCCUGGACCUCCUGGACCCCCCAGAUCACGCAGUGUACCUUAUGGACCAGAUGCCCUAUUGGAGGACCUGGACAGUGAUACUGUACUCAUUAGGGGUCCUCCUGGUCCACCAGGGCCUCCAGGACCUCCUGGUCUCCCUGGACCCCACAUGUCAUCAUCUGACACCCCAGAAAGCCUCUCUCCAGGGUAUGAUGGACCGUCUGGUAUGCCAGGCAGAAACGGACCCCCAGGAGUACUUGGGCUACCAAUGUUUGAGGAUUGGUUUAGUGGUUCUGGACCUGAUGGUUCAGGUUUGAGCUCAGAAUUGUCCUCUGCCCUCAGCUCAGACCUCGGAUCUGGUUUCAGUUCUGGUUUCAGUUCUGACUCCAGCUCUGGUUCUGGUUCUGGGCUUGACUUCGGGUCCGCUUGGGGUUCAGGCGAGGGUCCAGCAGGAAGAGAUGGGACUCCUGGUCCACCUGGAGCUGUGGGAGAGAAGGGUGACCAAGGGCUACCUGGGCCACCUGGACCAAAGGGUGAAUGUGGGUCUGUGGGUGGAGAAGGAACUCCAGGGCCUCAAGGUCCUAUUGGUCCACCAGGAAAGAGAGGCCCAGCAGGUCGUCCAGGACCCCCUGGCCCACCUGGACCUCCAGGAACCAAAUUCUUUGCAGAGGAUAUGGAGGGAUCUGGAAAGAGCGACAUGCUGAUCGGAGCUGGUGUCAGAGGCCCACAGGGUCCACCUGGGCCUCAGGGACUACAGGGUGAGGAUGGAGCUCCAGGAGCACCAGGCCUCUCUGUCAAGGGUGAAGCAGGUGACCCAGGACCACGGGGUCUUCAGGGUCCUGCUGGACUACCGGGUGCUCGGGGGGCCAAAGGAGAAAAAGGCAGUCCAGGACCUCAGGGUGAUCGAGGCGCUGAUGGACUCAGCAUCCCAGGACCACCUGGGCCUCCUGGACCUCCUGGGCCUGGUGUUAAUCUACAGGAUCUGCUCAACGUUACAGAAGGUAUCUUCAACUUUACAGAGAUCAGAGGACCACCAGGGCUGAUGGGCCCUGAAGGUUUGCCUGGCAGAGCUGGAUUUCCAGGCCCCAGAGGACCUAAAGGAGACCUAGGACUCCCAGGUGUCCAGGGGCCAUCAGGGAUUAAGGGAGAAAAAGGAGAACCAGGAGUGACGAUUGCUGCUGACGGCUCUAUCUUAUCUGCACCAAGAGGCCCUCAGGGAUCUAAAGGACUGAAGGGAGAUCGUGGCUUCACAGGACCUGCUGGACUCAUGGGCCCAAUUGGACCUACUGGACAAAAAGGAGAAUAUGGUUUCCCUGGGCGCCCAGGGCGACCUGGUAUGCCUGGGAAGAAAGGUGACAGAGGAGAUGCUGUUGGCUUACCGGGACCUCCUGGUCCUCCUGGUCCACCUGGACCCUCAGGAAGAAUUCUGGGUCUGAAUGGAACAGUGUUCCCGGUGCGCCCCAGACCGCACUGCAAAAAGGGACGAGAGUCAAUGACCAGGGGAGAUUCAUUCGGGCCUAAAGGAGACAAGGGAGAUGAGGGAUUACCUGGUGAGCCGGGGACACCAGCGCCCAGGUUUCCAGAUGGAAUUGUGGGUGCUCGGGGUGAUCAGGGAUACAAAGGGCAGAAGGGAGAACAGGGUGACUCAGGCCUGCCUGGUCCUCCAGGACUUCCAGGGAGGUCAGGACUUGUGGGUCCUAAAGGUGAGUCCAUCGUCGGACCUCCAGGUCCUGUUGGUUCUCCUGGUGAGCCUGGAGCUGCUGGUUUUGGACGACCUGGACCCCGAGGCCCUCCCGGCCCUCCUGGGCCCCCAGGACCUCCACCUCCAUAUGGGUCAGUGGUCAGUGUCCCCGGCCCCCCUGGUCCUCCUGGUCUGCCAGGUUCACCAGGAUAUUCCAACCCGGUGACCACCUAUAAGACGAUCAGCGCUCUCAACAGAGAGGCUCACCGAGCUGCUGAGGGAACCUUAGCGUAUGUUUCUGAGAAAGGAGGAGAGCUGUACAUCAGAGCACGCAACGGCUGGCGCAAGAUCCAGCUCGGAGAGUUGAUCCAUCAAGGACCUUCUUCUUCAGAGGCAUCUCAGGCUCUCAGCAGACCUGGAGAUUGGGGUCGACCACACAGGAUCCACAGCCAGGAGCUGCAGGAGGGCAGUAGAGGUUAUCAGCCCAGCUACAACGUGCUGCCACAGACGUUCAACGCUGUACCUGGGCUCCACCUGGUAGCGCUGAACGCCCCACUAAAAGGCGACAUGCGUGGCAUCCGUGGGGCAGACUUCCAGUGCUACCAGCAGGCCCGAUCCAUGGGGCUCACAGCCACCUACAGGGCCUUCCUGUCCUCACACCUCCAGGAUCUGGCAACCAUUGUGAGGAAGGCGGACCGCAAUGACAUGCCUGUGGUUAAUCUGAGGGGUGAAGUGUUGUUCAGUAGCUGGAUGUCCAUCUUCUCUGGGAAUGGAGGCAUCUUUGACCCGUCUACACCCAUCUACUCCUUCGACGGACGCAACGUGAUGACUGACUCAGCGUGGCCAGAGAAGCUGGUGUGGCACGGCUCCAGCACCGUGGGCAUCCGUCUGACCACUAACUACUGCGAGGCGUGGAGGACGGCCGACAUGGCGGUGACGGGCCAGGCCGCCCUCCUGCAGACGGGCCGGCUGCUGGGUCAACACGUGCGCUCCUGCUCCAACCACUACAUCGUGCUGUGCAUAGAGAACACAUACGUGGGGAACUCGCAUCAAAGGAGGAACUGAGGAGGCAGAGAGAACACACAGGAACACACAUGCAGGCAUGAUGAACGUAGAAAAUGUGAUGCACGAAUGGGAAACACACGCAGGCACAUACACACACACUGACCACAUGUCACCGUUGGCGUAGACGGACGGCACUUCUGGUCAUACGUGCAGAUAAAAUACUCACACAUUAACACGCAGAGGCAGGAAAGACGAAUGCACACACAUUUAAGUUCCUUUAGUUGCGGUUUAAUCUACUGCCACAUAUCCGUCCAUGUCUAGUCUUAACUUACUUCCAGUCAUUAAACACAAUGAGCUUGUGGUUACAGAGAAAUAUGGGAUUUGUUGAUGGUAGAAGUGAUUAACUUAAAGCACCAUACCAGUGGUUUUGCAUUGUGUGCUCUAUACAUUUGUCACAGUUGGUGUUUCAGGGUUUUUUUCCCAGUCUAGAAUAAAACAGCAGAAAAUAACAACCUGGUUGCAGUGAAAGAUGCAACAUCUUUUUGUAAAUGGGCUAAAACUUGCAAAAUCAGAGGUAUGGUCCAAUAAGUCACUGUCCUCUUUCUGUCUGUCAUCAGUACUAGUGUGGAUUUUAACCUCUUUUUUAAAUAUAUAUCACAACAGUGUUAUAUUUUGGAGCCUUGUGCAUCAAGACUAGCUAGAAAUAAGAGUCAUAUGUUUCAAGAAGAAGGCUGGCAAGGCAUGUUUUUAAAAAAAUGGAAUUUAUUGACAAUAACAAAAAAAAAAGAAUUUGGAUACACUGUACACAUGUAAUGAUGUAUUUCUUAGACUCUUUAUGAACAUCAGAGAAACCCUGUCUCACUCUCAGCUCAUCACGUACUGCCUGUUAUUAACUAUUAGCAGCUUGGGAGCUAAUAACCUCAGUUUCAUAGUGUCAUCAGAAGGUGGCGCUGUAGACUACAUUACACUUGGCUGUGAUAAACAGAAUAGGAGGAGCUGGAAACAAAACCGGUUGUUAGUCAACCACUAAAAUAACCUCAAGGCGCUUUUCCACUAGCACCUACUCAGUUCGACUCGGCCCGACUCGGUUUAGGUUGUUUUCCAUUACAACUGAGUACCACCUCAUCGUGGGUGGAGUCGUCAUAGCACGGCGGCCCGGCCAUGGAGUUAGUGUUGGUAGCAAGCUUGUUGUCUGCAUACGGGAGACAACGACGUUACUUUCAAAAUAUACGUGUUUGUUUAAAGUGAGCUUGCCACCAAUGGGAUAAGUAAUGUAAAAAUUUCUUGAAGUCACAAAACACUCACUGGUUUUCGUGAAGGAGUCGUGUGUCGUCACUCCCUGUCCAAUCAGUGGCCUGCACUCUGUAGACGUCACAUUAUCAGCUGGACUCAGCUCGCUUGGAACCCCGGCGGAGUAGGUACUAAAAUAGUAGCUGGUACCAGGUGCUACGUCCUAAUGGAAAACAUCACAAACCGAGUAAAGUCGAGCCGAGCAGGUGCUAGUGGAAAAGCACCAUAAGAGACUCAGAAGAAACAAACAAAACGUGACAGACAUAUUCUUUCAGAUUAGCUGAUAAUCAGGUUUCAUGCUGUGCAGAGACAAAGACAACAAAAGGUAAAUGUUCACAAUGUCCAAACCUAUUCAGGAAAUCUGUUUCUAUCUCACAUGAAAUGUAUGAACUCUUUCAAAAAAGUUGAAAACCACUUUCACUUUUUUUUUUGUAAAAUUGAAGAUCUUUUUUUUAAAAAAAUUGCAUGUAAAGACAUUUUUAAAAGUAAAGCAGCAGUAUGUGAUGCCCUGCUAAUGAGAACAGGUUGAGUCGGAUAACAAUAAUACAGAUUUUGUAUUUCUUAUCGCCAUAUCUUAGCUGAUAUACUGUGACUCCAAUCACAGCUUCACCUCCAUUUCUUUAUGAUCGCCAAUAACACACAAAAAAACUGACAGUAUUACCCCCCCAAAAAAAUAUUUACCACUAAUAUCUACUCUCUAACUACAUAUCAAACCAAUUGUGAAAAGCUGAAUUAAUAAAAAACUAUUGCUUCCUGCAGCUCUGCCUGCUUGACCUAAAACUGAAGGCUAAAUGGCUAUAUGGCGCCCCCUGCUGACAGUUUUGUUUACAACAUUUAUCAAACAGGGUCCUCAUAAAUUCAAAUAAUUAUCAGCAGAAUAUGUCAAACUUCUCCUGUUAUCUGCUGAACUUUAGUCCUGCUGCUUGCAAUAAAGCGAUUUGAACUAGUUUCACCGUUAACACGUCUGCUUUAUAGCGUAGAGUUAGAGUUGAAAUCAAUCAUUAAUUUAUACUGUAGCAGCAAUAGUGUGAAGACAGCGAGUUCACGUUCAGAUUUUGAUGAAGUCGAAAGAUGUAUAUAAAUAUAUAUAAAUAUGUGUGUUUUUGUUGUUGUCCAGAUGUUGUUUUUUUUACUCCGUAGAUGUAGGUUUUGUACGAAGCACACUAAAUGACCGAGGUUUUUCUCUCACCACGCUUUGAUUGAGUCCUAGUCGCCGAGCUCUGCCUGUAAAGACGAGUGUUAGUGUUUCUGCUGUCCGAUUCUGAUGUUUUCUGUUAAAACAAAACUUGAGCUUCUGAGGAAACAGAAGGUUUGUACUGACUGACUGGUGCUCACUGAAUAAAAUGUCUUAUUUUGUG
Molecule: messenger RNA, 7111 nt
Organism: Amphiprion ocellaris (clown anemonefish)
Lineage: Eukaryota; Metazoa; Chordata; Actinopteri; Pomacentridae
Gene: col15a1b
Product: collagen, type XV, alpha 1b
Exons: 44
Coding region: 246-4523 (1425 amino acids)
Cellular component (GO): basement membrane
Source: RefSeq, a predicted model, not a curated record